Messenger RNA from Gadus macrocephalus (Pacific cod), 3901 nucleotides. RefSeq names its product lysine methyltransferase 5Aa (gene kmt5aa). Bases 481 to 1434 code for a protein of 317 amino acids. The transcript is spliced from 7 exons. The record is from RefSeq and is a predicted model, not a curated record. NCBI's taxonomy places the organism in Eukaryota, Metazoa, Chordata, Actinopteri, Gadiformes, Gadidae. Gene Ontology annotation, molecular function: histone H4K20 methyltransferase activity; protein binding.
CGAGCAGUUGGAAGUUGUUGGGAUGAUGAAGUUAUGAAACCUGACGUCAUCAAAUCUUCGGUUUGCAUUUAUGCGUGUAGGAAAGCCACAUUACUCCCAUCAACCUAUCCUAACUAAAAAUGAAUCUUUUUAAAUGUUGGGGUAUAUUUAUUUAAUGUCUGAUUCAUGUAUUCCAGAUUAGUUUCAGGCCAACACUGUGCUACUUUGGCUAAGCCGCCACCAAUAGAGGGAGAAAUCCGCCCCCUAUUGUAUGUAACAUGGCGGAGGAGUAUGGAGGCUCAUUCGGAUCAGGACUUUUAAAACAGAAAUUGACCACAUUGAGGGAAUCUUCUGAGAAUGCUUUACACCGGAUUAGCGGAUAUGCAAUACAUAUGUGACGGAUGAGACAAGUCGAUCACGAAAUCAAUCACUUCACUCGCGGCAGGAAUACAGAUCCGAGAAAGUACAAAAUACUACCAGGACAACAAAAACAAUUCGGAGAUGAACGGGGACAUCUUGUGUAACAGUCAUUCCAUCACGCUGUUAAGCUGUAACAACUCCAGGUCUCCUGGACAUAAGGACGAGGAUGGAAGGAGACUCACGUCCACGAGCUUGAAGAGUUAUGACGGCUUCUCAGAGAAGAAGAGCAGCCAGUGUUCCCCGCGCUGGCCGGAGGAGCCGGCUCUGCACCAACAGCACCAGUACCAGCACCACCAGCAGACCCCCUGCCUCCACGCCUGUGCCCCCACGGAGAGAUCACUUCCCCUGGGCUACAGUAUCUCCCACAUGCCCCUCCACAACAACACCUCCACCCUCUCCAUCACUACCACCACCAACACUAACCACGCCAUCCGGCAGAGGAGAGCGGCCCGGCACAAGGCCAGGGGGAAGAAGGCCACACUCAGAAUAGCGGAUAGGAACUCCCAGAACAGGAGGGUCACCGACUACUUCCCCAUCAGACGCAGCUCACGGAAGAGCAAAGCAGAGCUCAAGUUUGAGGAGAAGAGGCACAUCGAUGACCUCAUCACAAACGGUAUCGAAGAAGGAAUGGAGGUGCAGCAGAUCGAGGAGAAGGGCCGGGGGGUGUUCUCCACGCGGGGCUUCCAGAAGGGGGAGUACGUGGUGGAGUACCACGGAGACCUGCUGCUGAUCCCCGACGCCAAGAGGAGGGAGGCCGAGUACGCCCAGAACCCCGCCACCGGCUGCUACAUGUACUACUUCCAGUACCUCGACAAGACUUACUGUGUGGACGCCACUAAGGAGACGGGGCGGAUGGGCCGGCUGCUGAACCACAGCAAGACGGGGAACUGCCAGACCAAACUGCACGACAUCAACGGCGUGCCCCACCUCAUCCUGGUGGCGUCGCGGGACAUCGACGACGGCGAGGAGCUGCUCUACGACUACGGCGACCGCAGCAAGGAGUCCAUCGCCGCCCACCCCUGGCUCAAGUACUGACCGGCGGGGGAGGGAGUGAGGGGAAACGCAUGGAGGUGAUCCGUUAAAAGGGAAAAAAUCGAACAUUGGUAUUCUGCGUUAGCGACCAUUCAAAUGCCUUAGUAGAGAAUAAUUAGUACCUUUUGUGAGGAGUUUGGGGGUUGGUGAUAGUCUCUGAGGGAGGGGGUGGGAGACUUGCUGAAGUUUAAUGAGGUACAUCUGCUUUCUACAACCUUUCACUUUGUAUUUUAUUUUCUGUAUGAUAGAUGCUAGUUUUUUUUGCCGCGCUUUAAUUUUGUACAGUUUGUAUUACGACUCUAUAUCCAGUGAUCCCAGAGCAUGCGGACAGCCAGGUACUUCUUGUUUAGCAUUUUCUAUCCCCCUUUCUCUUACUUAAGUUUAUAUUUACUCCGCCAUAAAGCUUUUAAUGAAAGAAAAGAAAGAAAAGUGCAAUUCCAGUCUGUUUUCAGCCAGUGGGACUGUCACUUUGAGUAACUGUAUAGUGUAACUGUUUUUCUUUUAGAUAUUAACAAAUAUAUGUACGUAUAUAUACGACAACACUGUCAAAUGUUCACUACUUAAUGGUGGACAAGACAGAAGGUCAUUAUUACUUUUAGAAGAAAAAAAUAUAUAUUUAUUCAAAUCACACAUUUCUUUUGUUAGGCAUAAAUUAUGCACUUAAUCAUGAUGACAAUGAUUAUAGAGCCCCUCUCUGUAAAGGCUUUUAUUCCUUCGCUUGUUUGUAUAAAAAAAACUACAAUCUCGAUUGUGACUGAAUAAGGCUUAAUUGUAUUAUUUGGUACAAACUCCAUUACUUUGAUCGGUUGGUGAUUUGUUUUGUACUAAUGAUUUUAAUUUAUCACUUUACACUCAUGCGCAUAAUUGUAUUCUCAAGCAAUAUCGACGCCCACAAAACCAACGGUUUGUUCGUCCUCCUACUUCCAACUGUACAUUUUUUUUGAAUUUGCAUUGAAACCUUUCUUGUUGUUUUAUAUUUAAAUAAUAGACACAUAUCCGUCUCAGAGGUGGGAGUAGGUUCUGAAGUAGCAGACACACACAUUUCACCUCCCCAGCAGUACACGUCUGUACACUCCACGGUAGACUCAGAUCGCACAUGUGUGUUUGACAUCAGAGGUCCAUGCCAUCUUAAACAGCAUUAUGAAAUGCUUCGCAUUGGACACUAUUUCGAUUUGUAGGCGAGAAUUUGAAUUGAUGUCCAAAAAAAUCCUCAUUUCAUCUGUUGGAGUCAGUUGAUGAUAAAACAAUUUGGUUAAUAUUAUUUUGUUAUAAAUGUCACAAGUGUUUGCAUGGGGCAAAAUGAGGUUUUGAUUAUCUCAAAGGAAACGUGCUACAAAUUGCCAUAUUCAGAAACAUUUACAUUUUGGUCAAAUCCAAGCCAUUUCAUGUUAAAAGACUCCAGGAAUACUGGUAUUACAAUAUAUAUACCGACUUAAUUAUUUUUUUAGAACACAAAAUGUAAUUACUUCUCUACUAUCCCUACCUAACUAUCUAAUUAGGGUGUUUUUUUUUUACACAUAAUAUAUUUUCUCUCAUCUUAAAACACACUGUUACCAUUUUAAUCCUUUUAACUUGUGUAUAAUAUGCAAUAAAACUGAAGUGGAACUCUGUUACGGGAGGGGGGGGGGGGAUAAAAUGUUGGCUGUUGUAGUGUUAAAAUGAAUCUAAAUAAACAUGUUUUAUGCCAAACACAAGAUGUAUGUCUAAUUCACGUCGAUGAGGUGGAAGGCGUAUUUAACUAUGGGACAGCCGAAAUAGUUGAAACAUUUCUGUGGCCCAUUAAAAACAUUGCAAGAUGAUUUUAUAUGUAAGUUUAUGAAUUAAACAUUGAAGUAUGGAGCAUUUGAACCCUUUAUCACUGAUUUAACAUAUAUCACUGAUUCACAUAACAAAUUUGGGAGCUCAGAAUCGUCAACAUUAUCGCAUAUUACCAAUGAAUUAAUGACAAUUAAAUAUACUUAUUUUAUUGCAUAUACAUAUUCAACUGGGCAGCCUAAGUAACCAUCGGGAGAUAUUCUCACAUUUCCAUUCAGCUUCAGUAUGCAUUCAGAAACAAUUCCCAUAAUGGUUUCACUAGAUCCGGUUCUAUAGUACAUAAGAUGAUAUUUUUUAGCUCAUCGAUUGAAACAAUGGGUGAAGGACUUUUUUACGUGAAUGUCAAAACUAAACCUCACUUUAUUAUUACGGGCGUGACUACUUACAGGGAAAUUGUUUUUAAACCACGUCAAAAUGUCCAAAUGUAGCGGCUAGGCUAAUUUGCAACGUUUUGAACACAGCCUUUUCUGGUUAAAGUGUGAUUCUUUCAAUAUGAUCAUGUUCAUGUUCUUACAAACGGCGGGCCAACUAAGUUGCUGGGGAGGAGGGAGUUGCCUAAACUAACCCUAAAAACUCACUUUAAAAUAAAUAUAUAGGAAACCAUAGUCCUCUGUCAUAUGAAAAUGUUAAUGUAAAAUAUGCUUAUAAGAAACAA